GUCUGCUACUUUCUGAGGACUCAUUUGUUAGAUCGUAAAGGUCUUGUCUCUGCAUUGAUCGGCAAGAGCGCAACUAAGCACACAGCAGCUGUCGUUCUGAACCGUUUACUGACGAUGAUAUCUUCUGCCGUCAGCAAGCAGUCAACCGAGCCUAUGAUGGAUCUGCUGUUCUCUAUUAUUUGUUUGUACCAUCGUUGCGGGUUGAAGCUGCCACCAUCGGAUCUGACCACGAUCACAAGUUUUAUCUGUCGACGUCACAUCUCUUGCGAUGGCUAUCUUACUGCAGCUCUUGCUGCUCUUAUUGCAACCCCGACAUUAACUUUCUCCAUGAGUGUUCCUGUUGCUCUGAGCUACCAGGUGGAGCCUCAUAUUUCCGUUUGGUUUGAGUGGUUGCGAAGUGAGAGUGAAGGAGGUUCUCGCCAAGCGCUGGCUAAAGAUCUGCUCUAUGUUGGACUGGGCAUCGUCGGAGGACGUUCGGAUGCUAUUUGCUCGUAUUUUGCAGAAACACUAAGACUGCAGAAAGUCUCUAUUCAUCAGAGGCAUAUGGAACAAUGGAAAACACUUUUCGUAAACUCUUGCCUUUCUGAAGCGGAUGUCACAGCGAGGUGCGCAACGCUACCGAUAACACCAUCUCUGUCUUCUUCUUCUGGAAACAGGUUGCCCAUUCACGCAAUGGCAGAGCUAAUGUCAGCAAACGCGUUCACAAAGCACAACGUUGAUAUCAGUACUUGGAUGCAAAGCCAACUCGUAGAACUGUCAUUGCCGAUGCAUCCACAGCUACCUGAACUUACCCUGCGUUUCGCUAUAGAGUCAGCGCAGAAAAAUCUCUCGGGGUUAUCGAAUGAGUUUGUCGAGAGUGUGUUUUCUGGUGAUCUUCUUGAUGAGUCCAAGCUAGCUGUUCGAGUUAUUGUCCUCUUGUACCUUCUAUGCUACAAGACGAGAAUAGAUUCAGCUCGGAGCACAGGGAUUUACGCAAAUGAUGUCUAUAUGCGCCUUCCUAUUCGUUAUUUGUUGAGUAUCAUGGAAGUACGGUAUGACGAUUUUGCAAAGGCACGGUGUCACCUGAUUCGCUUCGCAACUGACCUAUUCUCACACAUGUUGCCAACGGUCGACAGCUUAGCCAUUGCUAGCUCACGCUGCAUAGGUGUUCACAUAAAGGAGGAAAAUGCACAGUUUGGCGAGCUUCUGUGUUCUCCCGACUUCGCCGUGGCAAUGACUGCUGCGCAACGUUUCGAUGCUGCUCCACUUACUGAUCAGGUCAGCUAG
Messenger RNA from Ostertagia ostertagi, 1266 nucleotides. Lineage: Eukaryota; Metazoa; Nematoda; Chromadorea; Rhabditida; Trichostrongylidae. The record is from the annotation of a GenBank genome assembly.